AUGUCGUCGUCGUCGUCACGCAGCGCCGACCAGCCGGGGGUGUCGGAUGAUGCCGGGCGCCGGGGUGCCCUCGAGGGUCAUGACGUCGACCUGACAGGCGAUCCACCUGUCGAUCCGUCGCCGCCCUCGCCGGCCGGAGCUCGCCGGCGGCCCGGUCCCUCGACUCCCUCCUCCUCUCGGCGGGAGGCCGCCUCAUGGGGCCCGCCCGCCAGCCCGUCAACCCCCUCGCGGCGUCUGGCCUUCGGGCACUCGCUCAUCCCCCCCUCGCCGAUGAGCCAGUCGGCCAUGCGAUCGGCUCGAGGCCCCUUGCGGGAGGCAUCCCCCGCGGUCGCGCCGCUGUUCGACUCGUCGGCCCUGCUGGCCGAGCCCACUGACGGUCCUCCCCUGCGGCCGGCCAGCGCCACCCCCUUGCCCGGCCUUCCCCGGCCAUCGACACAGCAGAUGUCCCGCACCCUUCAAAUGCUCUCCUCGGCCGGGUCCCUGCGCCCGGGGAUCGCCCCCAGCCGGGCCUCCCUGGAGACCACGCACUCAAUGACCGCCACCCAGCUGCCCCGGCCGACGGUGUCCGUGCCCUCGCCGGUGGUCGGUCCACUGGGUGGUCGGCACGCCCAUCGCCCUGGGAAUGAUCGCGGCCGAUCCCUCACCUCCCACACCGGGGGAGCAUCUCACUCUCACCUUUCCGCCUCCGGAGGCCGGCGAUUGUCUCUCACGGGGCUCCAUGCCCCAUCCGAGGAGCCGGCCUCCGCGCCCCGGCCCCCAACCAUACGUACUCGCGACAAUCGGCCUCUGGAAUUCUUCCAGCCGAGAUCCAAACGCCGGCGUACCGACUCGCCCGGGCCGCCGGCCACCCUCGGCCCCUCUUCCGGCCCCGUGCCUCCGAACGAGCGCCAGAUCGACGGUCAGCAGCAGCAGCAGCCACAGCAACCAUCGCCACAGGCGGACACCCCGCCCACCGCCCCGGUCAUCCAGGCCGAUCCCUUUGAAGACCUGUCGCACGAUCUGUCCGAGGAAAGGAUCCCGGCCUCCAGCAUCCCAGGGGCCGAGGCACCCACUUGUCCAUUUGUGGUGCAGGCCAUUUGCCGGGUCCUGCCAUGGGGCGGGCCCCUGCCCGAGGGCUGGCCUGGCACGUUGGCCUUCACCUCGCUGACGGACGUUGCUGCCGAGCUCCUGGGCCCGGCGCAUGCCCUGCUGACGGCCACCACGGUGACCCAUGGCAGCCGGGACUUCCGGGGGAUGAUUUUCUUUGCCCUUUUUUCCCUGCUUCCCAUGGCCUUUUCGCAGAUGGCCCUUUCCCAGCCGCCGGAGGCUGCUUCCGCUGCCUCGCCCACCAGCGCGGCCACGGUGGACAUCGACGUGGUUGGGCUCGGAUCUGCCCCGGCCACGCCGGCUCCAGCCGGCCAUACCAUCGCCGCGAUCGACCUGUCAGCCAGCAGCCCGGACCCCGGGGCAUCGGCCCCAGCAGCCAGCCAUCCCACCGGGCCAUGCGCGCAGGAGCCCACGCCGUCCGAGCAGGAGCCUUCCCCCUCGCGCCCGGUGUCGCCGCCGCACUGUUCAUCGCCGCCGUCGCCAUCGUCACCGCCGCCACCGCCACCGCCCCCGCCAGCGGCCCCCUCCGGCACUCGGCGCUCGGCCCGAGUCCGCCGGCAGCCUCCCUCCUCGUCAUCGUCCGAGCUGCUGGACGAUUUCCCGGCCGACACCUCGGCACUCGAGGCCUUUUCCCUUGCCACACUGAUGGCCUCCCGGCGGCAGUGCAAUGCCCACCCGGUGAGCAUUCCCGGGCUGGGGUUCCUGCUGCCCGCGCUCCAGGCGCGCAUUCAGCUUCUCUUCGACCUGGAGACUGCCCCGGCCACGGCCUUCCCGAAGGAGGCGGCCGAGGCCGCCGCCGCCGCGCUAGCCAGCGCCAACACCGUGGUCAAGCAUCUGGCUGCCCUGGCUCGGCGCCUGUCCAGGCGCAAGCCCUUCACGGACCCCUAUGCCACGGAUGACAUUCACGCCCAUGCCAAGUCUCUGCUGGAAAGUGCGGCCGCGGCCCGGCGGGCUCAUUCUUCCGCGGCCGAUGCCCUUCUGGCCGCGUCGCCGAGUCUGCUGCGGCUGGACCCGGCCUUUGGCCGUGCCGUGGCCCAACGGGCCUGUCGCCUGCUGGCCAGCUCAUCGGCCAGCUGGCAUCCCCCGGUGGCGGCUGGUGCCCAUCCGACCACGGCCUUCUGCCCGCUCUUUUGGUUCCCCUUCUCCGGGUCCGGGGCCGUGUCGAUCGGCAUCGAGGAGGUCGGUCGCAUUGCCUCCAAUCAAAUGCUCAAUGAUUCGGCCAUCGAUUUUUACCUCAAGUAUCUCGCGCACGAUGUCUAUCCCCUGGCCGCUGGUCUCGCCACGGGGCCGGCUCCGGCGCACUUGAACCACAUUCGUCUGCCCGAAGUCUUCAUCGAUUCCAUUCAGUCAUCCCAUGACGAGGCUUUCGAAUCGAUCCCCCGGGCCCCGGCCACGCCGCCGGCCUCGGUGCACAUCUUCAACACCUUCUUCUUCACUCGCCUGUCAAAGCUCCUGAAAAAUGGCCAGCCCUUGACGCUGCUAUCACAAAGUCUCCGCCGGGUGGACCUGCUGCAGCGCGACUUCUGGGUGAUUCCGGUCAAUCAUAUGGUUCACUGGCUGACAGUGGUUGUCUGCUAUCCCGGACGCCUGCUCGAGUGCCCGGACUACCUGGCGCAUUUUGACCCGAAUGGACCUCCCCAGCGGGGGCGCCCUGCGCCGGUUCCCGUGCCUGCGCUCACCCGCCGGCAGCUUCGCAGCCGCCAGGAAGCCGCCCGACGAACGGCCGAGGUCCGACGUGCCAUCGACCUGGCUGCCGAUCACCUGCGCACCUCGCCGGCCAAACCGCCAGGCGCCUCUCCCGAUUUUCCCACGGACUCCGGGGGACCGGCCGUGGCACUGGACCUGCUGGCCGAGCAAAGGGCCUCGCCCGAUCCUGGGACCGCCUCGUCUUCUUCGCCAGACCCGGCGGAGGAGAGCAGCCUCGACUUGGUCCUCGAGGAUGCCGUCCCCGGUGAGGCAUCCCCGCCGGACACUCUCUCCGAGGAGGAACUGCACUGUCUGACCAGCUACACCGAUACCUACACUCCCUUCAUCAUUGUCCUUGAUUCCCUUCACGACCAUCGCGUCACCCGCUCCACCAUCAACCCUGUCCUUGCGUAUCUGGAUUUCAUGCUCACGCAAUCCCUCGCCCGGCGGGAGGCCGAGGCUGCCUCUGAGCCGGCGUCCUCCAAGGCUCCCACCGCCGGCUCUCCUGCCCCCGGCCAGGAUCCCUCUGGCCAAGAUCUCGCCAGUCAGGAGGCCCCCCGUCGGCCGGAGUCCCUUCAGCUGCCGGAAACCUUCGUGCUGAAAGAGUCCAUCACACGAAUGGCCAGUUGUGUGUCCUUCCGGGCCGUGCGCCUGCCCCUGCAAUCCAAUCUUACCGACUGCGGCAUCUUCCUACUUCAGUAUAUUGAGAACUUCCUCGCCGCUCCGAGGCUGUAUUACCUGCUUGCUGUCAUGUACGAGGUCGUACAUUACAAGUCCUCCUUCAAAUUCGCCGGCGCUCGAAGCAGCGGCCCAUGUGCGCCGACCCUCGGCCCGGAGGCGGAACUGGCUCUCCUGGAGACCCUCCUCUCCCCGCACCACCCGACCACCAUGCCGGCCGGGCUCUCCAUAAACCGCAUGUGCAUCGAUAUCACGCCGCCUGACACCGCGGUCGGUGCAGCGGCCCAGGCCUUCGGUGUCGUCCACUCCCGGAGCCUUCUCCAGGAGCUGGUUGCCUCGUCCGGCUAUGCAGUGGCCCUGCGCGGGUGCCUGACCGCACGCCGCCUCCUGGGCGAGAACCUCCGCCGUGAGUCCGUCACACUGGUGGACGAGGCCCCCGAGCAGGGCUCAGCCCCGGCACUCGCGGCCGAAGCCCCGAUCACCGAGGAUCUCACCGGAAAUGGCGAUCUCGGCGAUUCCCCGGCGACGAUGGUGCCCCCCCGGCGCCAGCCAACCUCCCGACGCCGGGCCGCGGCCCGCUGGGCCGGCCUCCCGGGCGGGCCGCUCAAGCAGUGGUUCUCUCCCCGAGAGAUCAUCAACAAACGCGGGGAAAUGCUGCUCGUCUACGAGCGCAUGGCCGGGCUCUUCCUCCAUCAGCACGUUGUGCCGAUGGACACCACGGCUUGCGGGACCUCCCCGCAAUCCCCCCUCCCAUGAGGCAGCCCGGCGAGCCCCCUUUCUCCUUGUCACCUAUACAUCCCUCAUAGAUAGAUCCCCACUCCUCUGCUCUUGCCACUUUCCCAGGCUCGCCUGCUUCUUUUCCCGGCCCCAUACUGCCGGAAGGUGUGUUGUCCGGGCAAAAUAAACACACCUUGCCUCGGGGCAAAGGUCGAUGAAACGGAAA
Molecule: messenger RNA, 4393 nt
Organism: Fonticula alba
Lineage: Eukaryota; Rotosphaerida; Fonticulaceae
Exons: 9
Coding region: 1-4206 (1401 amino acids)
Biological process (GO): protein desumoylation
Cellular component (GO): nucleus; cytoplasm
Molecular function (GO): SUMO-specific endopeptidase activity
Source: RefSeq, a predicted model, not a curated record